Molecule: messenger RNA, 1428 nt
Organism: Schistosoma margrebowiei
Lineage: Eukaryota; Metazoa; Platyhelminthes; Trematoda; Strigeidida; Schistosomatidae
Source: the annotation of a GenBank genome assembly
AUGAGAACUAGUAUAAUAAUACCUUCAAUUAAAUUGAUUAAAUAUUGGAAAGUUAUAUUAAUUAUUAUUGGAUUACUUAUUAAUAUAUAUAUAUAUAAUCAUAUUUUAAAUAAACAUGAUCAUAUAAUUUAUACAAAUAAAUCAUCUACAUUAUGUAUAAAUGAUAUUUUUACAAAAAUUGUACAAUCACAAAAUUCAUGGUUAACAUUUAUUAAUACUUUAAAUCAUUUACAUGUUAAUAAUUCGAAUCAAUUAAAAACAACUCCAAUAUCUACAGAAUUAUUUCAAUUUACAUAUUUUUCUUUGAAUAUAUUCAAUGAAACAAUAGAACUUUUAAAUUUUAAAAAUCAAUUGAAUAUAUUAUCUGAUUCUAUGAAUACAACAUAUCAAUUCAAUGAAAUUUAUACUGAUAUAAUUAAUAAUAAAAGUAUAUCAUAUAUUAAAAAUAAUAAAUCUGUAAAUGAAAGACAUUAUCCAAAAUAUUUCAAUAUGACUGAAUAUUUGAAUGCGAUGUCAAAUGGAUUUCCACCAAAUGAAGUCCCCAUAAAUAAUGAACAUCUAUUUGUUUUGGAAACUCCAAGAAGUGCUUGUGAUCCUUGUCAUGAAAAACAGAAACUAAAUUUGGUCGUUUUAAUCAAAUCUUGCAUUUAUUGCUAUGAACAACGAUCAUACGCGCGUAAAACAUACAUGAACAUAAGUCUGUGGAAUAACUUUGCAGUCAGAUUUGUAUUUGUUGUUGGAUUACCAAUACCAAAUGAAACAAAUAUUUAUCAUUUUGAUGGUGUAAAUAUUCAGUUGAAUGGGAAAUCAUGGUCGGAAUCGAGAAAACGUGAAUUUUCCCGAUGGUCGGUAAUAAAAGAGUUGAGAAAUGAAAGCAGAUUUUAUGGUGACAUGUUGGUUGGUGGUUUCUUUGAUACUUACUUCAAUUUAACUACGAAAAUGAUGUUAUCUUUUCGUUGGGCGUGUACCUUCUGUAAGAAUAUAACGCCAUUAUUUUUAUUUAUUGACGAUGAUUAUGUACUUCAUCCGAACAAUACAAUGAAACUCGUAAAGUCAAUUAAAAUAUCAGAUAUGAAGUCAUAUGUCGGUGGUCCAAUUCAUGCAACAUCAGUUGUAUCACGACCACAAAAUAAAACUUACAACUCAAAGUGGGAUGUUUCACCUCAUGAAUAUCCAUGGAGUUAUUAUCCUCCAUACUUUUAUGGUAUUGGCUAUAUGAUUGGAGCUGACGUUGUAUGUGAUGCUUCUGUUACAAUGUCAUUUACACAAAAUCUUCGUAUUGAUGAUGCAUAUCUUGGGAUUGUUUUGGCAAGACUGAACAAGAAGCUCAAUCAACUUAAAGGGUUUAGAGUAUACACUGAUACAAAUUUCGAAGCAUCAGGAGCCAUUAUUAUACAAAAAUCAAGAGCUGAUUUACUGUUUGCUUAA